Molecule: messenger RNA, 758 nt
Organism: Pseudomyrmex gracilis
Lineage: Eukaryota; Metazoa; Arthropoda; Insecta; Hymenoptera; Formicidae
Exons: 3
Coding region: 79-657 (192 amino acids)
Source: RefSeq, a predicted model, not a curated record
AACGGCAUCUAAAACAAACAAGUGUAAUCGUAAAAACAAGAAGUUACAUAGUAAUUUAUUGUUUUGUCGAUACAGAAAAUGAAUCUUAAUCCCAUGAAAUGGAAAACAAGAAUUAUCACGCAAAGUUUUCUAGGCAUUUUGCUUUUUUACAUAUUACUCGUUUACAAGAUGAAGCAUCAAGUUAUGUUUGAGGCCAUCGUAAAUAAUUCGGAUCCUAAGCACGUGUGGGAAUUUGUAGCGGAUUUUAGCAAUAUGAAAAAAUUGAAUCCAACAAUAGAGGACUUUUUCGUGAUCACCGAAAGCGGGAAUUAUGAUCAUUGGAAAUAUUCCGUUGAAUAUACGGAACAUUUAAGUCAUCUACCGAUGAUCCGUAACGUAGCGCACGGACAUUACGCUGUCAGGCCAGAUGACAAAGGCUACGUCAUCAGUUCGAAGCACCGAACUUGCUUUGUCUUCGGUUUUUAUUGCCUGGAGUCAGUCUCGCAAUUCAGAUUCGACGUUGAUGCCAUGAAAGAUACGAAAUGUAUCGAAACAGUGCAGUAUGAAUGUCCAGUCGCAUUUUCUAUUCUGUGCUACAAGGAAGUCAUGUAUCAGCGAGAAGAAAUCAUGAAGAGACUUAAAUCGGAAUUUGCCACAAUUAAUAAACAGAAAUCUUAAAUGCGUUCUCUCUCAAAAUAUAUUACACAUGUACUUAUUUUUAUACAGAAGAGAUUUGUUAAGUAAACAUACUUUUAUUAUACAAGCGUUCAUUAAUAAUC